Messenger RNA from Alternaria rosae, 1665 nucleotides. Its product is annotated as major facilitator superfamily domain-containing protein. Gene Ontology annotation, biological process: transmembrane transport. The transcript has 3 exons. Gene Ontology annotation, molecular function: transmembrane transporter activity. The record is from RefSeq and is a predicted model, not a curated record. NCBI's taxonomy places the organism in Eukaryota, Fungi, Ascomycota, Dothideomycetes, Pleosporales, Pleosporaceae. Bases 1 to 1665 code for a protein of 554 amino acids.
AUGGAGGCUCGCCAACAUGCGGCUGAAGCGGCCGUCUUUGAUCAAUCCAAUUUACUUCAGCGAAAGAAGCUGCUCGUCGUGUUUUCAGCCCUUGCGAUAUCGCAUUUUAUCUGUUUUGUCGACCAAACUGGUAUCGGAGUUGCCUUGCCCACGAUAGGACGUGAUCUUAAUGCAGAAGAUACGAUCAGUUGGGCUGGCACAAGCGCGCUGAUAGCGAAUACGAUCUUCCAAGUGUUGUACGGGAGGAUGAGUGACCUGUUUGGUACAAAAUCCGUUCUUCUGUCCGCCCUCGCGCUUCUCACCGUCUCCGACCUCCUCUGUGGCCUCUCGCGCGAUGCCACGAUGCUGUACGUCUUCCGCGGUCUAUCGGGUGUGGCAAAUGGCGGUAUAGCUUCCCUCUCAGCCAUGAUCGUCUCCGAUAUUGUGACCUUGAAAGAACGCGGGAAAUGGCAAGGUUUGAUAGGCGCAUGCGUGGGACUCGGCAACAUGACUGGACCUUUUAUCGCGGCAGCUUUUGCGCAACAGAGUACCUGGAGAGGCUUCUUCUGGUUCGUUAGCCCGGUUUCAGCGGCUUGCGGGGUGUUGUGUCUUCUGGUGCUGCCUACACCCAAGGAUCAACCGAGAGCGGAUAUGAAACUGGUCUUGAAAAGGAUCGACUAUGGAGGCAUUUUCUUCGGAAGUGCAGGGUUGAUACUGCUUCUGAUUCCCAUUGCGGGAGGCGGUGAUUACUUUGCGUGGGCAUCUCCAAUGGUUGUUUCCAUGCUGGCCGUUGGAGGAUGCUGCAUGGCAGCUUUUGUCUACAUCGAGCACAGCGUCGCUAUACUGCCCAUGAUGCCACUAUCCCUCUUCAGAUCUGGCCCCGUGUCCAUCAUGCUUCUUCAAAACUUUCUCUUCGGAGUAGUAGCCUACUCGCAAACCUACUAUCUACCUCUCUUUUUCCAAAACGCCCGCCUCCUCUCGCCUCUUAUGUCAGCCUCCCUAAUGCUGCCUAUGACCGCCUCACAGAUGGCUUCUUCCAUUCUAUCCGGUCAAUACAUCUCCCGUAGAGAACGCUAUGGCGAGGUAAUUUGGCUAGGCUUCUUCCUUUGGACAUUGAGCGUAGGGUUAACAUGUAUGUUCAAUCUCUCCACGCCAAUUUGGACAAUGGUUGUCAUUCUUUCUGUCCAAGGAUUAGGGAUUGGUGCCGUUUUUCAGCCCACAUUGGUUGCAAUACAAGCCCACUGUACCAAAUCCCAGCGUGCAGUCGUCAUCUCGAACCGCAACUUCAUUCGCAGUCUCGGCGGUGCUGUGGGUCUUGCAAUAUCCGCUGCUGCACUGCAGAACUCUUUGCAUACUGCAAUGCCAGCAGAAUUCCGAUCACUAUCGCUCUCUUCAUACGACACAACCGACUUUAACUCACUGAACCCACGGCAGAUUUUGCAGAUUUUGCAGGCGUACGCAACAGCGAGUCGGACGGUCUUCAUCAUGAAUGUACCGUUCAUGGGGCUAUGUUUACUUGGGUGCUUCUUCAUUGAAGAUAGAGGUCUGCAGAGGCCAGAUGAGGUUGGAGAAGAUGUGCAAUUAAAGGAGAGGCAUGAUGGUGGAGGUGGAGAGGUUGAAGUGAGCGGCGACAGAAGAGACCAUGGGAAAAGGAUGAAUGAAGAUGUCAUUGUGUUGUCACGGUAA